Amoebophrya sp. A25 is the source of this 180-nucleotide messenger RNA. The record is from the annotation of a GenBank genome assembly. NCBI's taxonomy places the organism in Eukaryota, Dinophyceae, Syndiniales, Amoebophryaceae.
AGCGAUACAGCGGAUGGAGACCACAAGCUUACCUUUGCUCCCGAAUCACGGGUAGUGGCGAAGAAGACAUCGGAAGAAGAGAAUGCUGCCGUUGCUCGUGUAGAAGAUGACAAAAAGCCAACCGGAGUAGAUCAAGGAGAUUCCAACAGGACUGGUCGCAUUCUCGAUUGCGAUGGACGU